GUAAUAUAAUUUAUAUUCGCGUUGUUGUUAUGGGGAUCAACGGGAAAAAAACGUCUGGAUGUCGUGAUAAAUAUGUAUUUGUAGUUUUUCUUGUCUUCAUAAUUACCCAGUGACUGUCCAAUGAGAAUUACAGGGAGGGGAGGCAGAGAGCGAGAGCAAGCGAGAGAGAGUGAAGUUGAGAGAGACACAUUCGGAGAGACAGUGUGAGCGAUAGAAUGAGUGAGUGAGGUAAAGGAAGAGUUGCAUAGUAAAUCAUAUUUGUCAUUUAUAGGCUACCUGUUUUUUGUAGCAUAGCGUGUUUGCAUGUAGAUGUCGAGUAGUCUAGCGAUUCAGUUAUUUUAUAUGGUGAGAAUGCUGACGGAGAUUUUCAUAUCAACAGUAGGUUCAUAAUAUAAUCAUGAAAGAUUAUUCAGUUCUUUCAUUUUUAAGGACAUUUGAAAUAAUCGAUAUGCGUGAUAUCAAUUCAUUGAUCCCUGGACUGACGGAGAUAAAGACUGAUUGAUUCUACAACUGCGAAUUGAGGGAAGGAAUCAUCCAGCACAGAGGGAAGGAAGGGAACCAGUGAAUUAUUUGGGAGAAAUCAAAGCGCUCCGUCUCCUGUGAGGACCUGUCGCUGGUCUCGCACCUAGAAGAAGGGGAGCAGAAGAUGAUGGAAUGGCCGUGACAACAUGAAAAAGAAAAAGUGUGGGGGUCUAUUUUCAUCCAGCCAGUGAUUCAACACGACUGACCUGGGGACAGAGAAGGGGAAGAGACGAGAGUGGCCUGUCGCCCUCCGGCCCCCACCAUGGAGCCCCCUCCCUCUCUGAGCUUGACUCUCCUGGGAGGCAGUGAGGACGAGGACCCGCGUUUCCCCCUCCCUCUGAGUGGAAUCUCCCACUCCUCCAUGACCGGCAACUACCCGGGAUCAAACCACUCCAACCACAGGGGGGGAUCCAGCCUGGACCGGCUGAAUGGGUCCCCCACUACACCUAACAUGCCCAAGGCCUCCCUCCCCAAACUGCCUCUGUCCUCAGUGGGGGGUCAACCCCUGCGCCCCCUCCCCAAUGCCCUUCACCCCACCAGCACCCCUCUGUCCUCGUGCCUGGGUUCCCAGCACAGCCUGAGUGGAGACAACUCCCCAGUCUACAACGCCCUCUUUUACUCCUCACACUCCCCUUCCAUGGAGAGAGAGAGGGACAGGGAUAGAGAGAGGGGAUGUAAGCACCGCCAGGCCAGCCCGCUGGUCCAUCGGAGAGACAGCAACCCUUUCACAGAGAUCGCCAUGAGCUCCUGUAAAUACACAGGCGGCGUGAUGAAACCUCUCAGUCGCCUCAGCGCCUCCAGACGCAACCUCAUCGAAUCAGACAGCGGCAGCGACACCAAAGAGGGCGGGGCAGCACCUGUUACCGGCACAACUGCCAUUGGAGGGCGGGGACCGGGACAGAGAGGCUCCACCCACUUCCUCAUCCUUGCCAUCCUCCAAUCAACCAACCCAGAAUCCUCCAGAGAUAGUGAUCUCAUCAAAAGAGGACUCGCCGUACGCGAGGGGUUAUGA
Molecule: messenger RNA, 1534 nt
Organism: Oncorhynchus kisutch (coho salmon)
Lineage: Eukaryota; Metazoa; Chordata; Actinopteri; Salmoniformes; Salmonidae
Product: small conductance calcium-activated potassium channel protein 3-like
Exons: 2
Coding region: 785-1534 (249 amino acids)
Source: RefSeq, a predicted model, not a curated record